Molecule: messenger RNA, 7594 nt
Organism: Salvelinus fontinalis (brook trout)
Lineage: Eukaryota; Metazoa; Chordata; Actinopteri; Salmoniformes; Salmonidae
Product: tyrosine-protein kinase receptor TYRO3-like
Exons: 19
Coding region: 589-3216 (875 amino acids)
Biological process (GO): protein phosphorylation; cell surface receptor protein tyrosine kinase signaling pathway; nervous system development
Cellular component (GO): signaling receptor complex
Molecular function (GO): ATP binding; transmembrane receptor protein tyrosine kinase activity; protein binding
Source: RefSeq, a predicted model, not a curated record
UCGUUUUUCUCGCGCUCUCUCACUAGGCGGCGGUCAUGCACAUUGACAUUCCUCAGGACACUGAGCGUUUUGUCCUGAGGCUUAUUCACUACGAUAAUUCUGUUGCAAAACGUUUUUCUAACGGAAGCAAACGAGGGACCUAACUCCAUUUGUCCAAUGGAAACUCGUUUUCGUUAAACGUUUUCCGUUUGGAGUAAACGAUUUAUGUUGCUAAACAACCGACGUAAUGAAUACACCCCUGGUGUAGUAGGAGGCUAGAAAAACAACGUGUAAAUCACCCUAGACGGAGUCCACGUCAACUUAUCUAAAGAAGUGUGGUCGGUUACUUAAUGAGGGGAAAGAAAACAACAUAUACUUUGUUUAUCACCACGGACAGGAAUUUACUGGUAUUUCGGUCUUGGUGAAUUGUAUCAGCGCGCUUGGGUGAAUUGUUCCCUAUAAAUCUCAAAGUUGUGACUUUCUUGUGCGGAAACCUACUUUGGAGCCACUGCCCGAAGGGACAUGUAGCUCAGGGCUUCGACUGUUCAAAACUUCGGAAUUCGUAUAUCUGUGAAAAGAGGCUCAAACUGUGAACCAGAUGUUGAAAAGAUGACCAUUUAUCUUUGGAUCAUACUCUUCUUGGCACAAAGUAGUAGAGCAAUCCAUGGACUCCUGUUCACCAAGAACCCCACCAACCUCACAGUAACCCAGGGCAACAUGGCUCGCCUGGGUUGUUGCGUCGAGGGCCUGAGUGAGCCGGAGAUCGUGUGGAUGAAGGACGGGGAGAAGCUGUACAGCACGGACCAGAUGUACAUCCCCAUCGAGCAACACCACUGGGAGACCUUCCACAGUGUGAAGUCUGUCCAGCAGCAGGAUGCAGGGAAGUACUGGUGUGAGGUAGAGUUCCAUGGCUUGACCAUCUCCUCUGAGCCCGCCUGGAUAACAGUCGAGGGUGUCCCCAACUUUAUACUUGAGCCCCAAGAUGUAGCCACAUUCCCUGGGGUGCCCUUUAACCUGACGUGUGCUGCUGUGGGCCCCCCGGACCCUGUGGAGGUGCUCUGGUGGCUGGGGGGAGUACAGAAGGGUGAUGCCACCUCCUCGCCAUCUGUACUCCAUGUUAACGGUGUGAACAACAGCAUCAAGUUCUACUGCGAAGCCAAGAAUGCCAGAGGUAUCUCAGUAUCGCGAACAGGCACUGUGCACAUUAAAGUCCUCCCAGCAGCUCCUAAAGGUGUGCAGGUGGUCCACAUGGUGGAGAACAAUGUCACGCUGGCCUGGAGCCCUGGCUUCACCGGACACUCUGACCUGUCGGCCUGCACCAUCCAGAUUUCUAAGAACUCUGGGAGGAAGGUGGAACUUCUGGACCAGCGUGUGAAGGUUCCACCAUUCCAACAGAUCCUCAGUGGGCUGAGCUGCUACUCCAACUACAGUGUUAGAGUGUGCUGUGACAAUGAGGUUGGGACCUCUCUCUUCUCUGGCUGGCUGGACUUUCAGACACCAGAAGCAGUGCCCUCUGCUGCCCCCCGGAAUCUGACAUUUGACCUAACAGAGCAGCAGCUGUCCAUGAACUGGGCGACCUUGGAGGACGAUGAGCUGCAGGGGAAACUGAUGGCCUACAAAGUCCAGUGGAACCUGGGAGGAGAAGGACAGGAGGCUCUGUUCUUUAAAGAGAAUGUGGCCCACCUGUAUGGUGGAGGUCGUUUCUUCAACGCCACCUUCCAGGUGUCAGCGUGUACAGUGGCUGGUUGUGGGCCCUGGAGCCAGCCUGUACUGGUCAUGCCCGCCUCAGCAUUGGCAGCCCAGAUGCAGAGAGGCCAUAUGUGGGUGGGUCUUCUGUUGGGCCUGCUGGUGGCCACCAUGGUCGGGCUUCUCUUGAUUAUCUUAGUGCACCGCAGAGGGAAGGAGACACAGUUUGGGUCUGUCUUCAAGCCCCCAGGGAAUGAGCGCUUGGUGUCCUUCACUGCAGCCAGGUCAUUCAACAGGACCUGCCCCGAGCUCCCAGAAUCCAGCUUGGACAGCUUGGGUAUCAAUAACGAUCUAAAGGCCAAACUGCGAGACGUCCUGAUCCCAGAAAGACUACUGACUCUCGGACACAUGUUGGGAAAAGGUGAGUUUGGCUCAGUGCGUGAGGCCUUCCUAAAGAUGGAGGACAGUACUGUACAGAAAGUUGCAGUGAAGGUGCUCAAAACGGAUAUCAACUCAUCAUGUGAUAUUGAACAGUGCCUGAUGGAGGCUUCUCAUAUGAAGGACUUCGAUCAUCCUAAUGUCAUCCAGCUCAUUGGAGUGAGUUUGCACAGUCGGCCUCAGCAACGGUUGCCCAUCCCCAUGGUUAUCCUGCCAUUCAUGAAGCACGGGGACCUUCACACAUUUCUGCUCUUGUCCCGCCUUGGAGACGAGCCCUUUACCGUGUCACUGCAGAUGCUCAUACAGUUCAUGUUGGAUAUCACUCGUGGAAUGGCGUACCUGAGUAACAAAAGCAUCAUACACAGAGAUCUGGCUGCGCGCAACUGCAUGCUUAGUGAAAACUUGACAGUCUGCGUGGCAGACUUUGGGCUGUCAAAGAAAAUCUACAGUGGCGACUACUACAGACAAGGAUCUGUCUCAAAGCUGCCUGUCAAGUGGAUAGCACUGGAGAGCCUUGCUGACAAUGUCUACACUACUCAGAGUGAUGUGUGGGCGUUUGGAGUCACCAUGUGGGAGAUCAUGGCACGGGGGCAGACCCCUUACCCCGGGGUGGAGAACUCUGAAAUCUACGAGUACCUCAUCAAGGGAGAGAGGCUCAAACAGCCACCUGACUGCCGAGACGACAUUUACGAGAUCAUGCAUAGCUGCUGGAGCCCUGUUCCCAAGUGCCGCCCCAGUUUCCUGCACCUGAUUGACCAGCUGGAGGGGCUGUGGGCCAGCCUAUCCCCAGGGCCUAGCUGCAUUAAGGAGGCCCUUCUCUACGUUAACCUGGAGAAUGACAAGGGGGAGCAGGGGGCAGGGGCACUGGGCCCAAGGAAGGACCCCUUGUGGUCAGGAAUGCCCUGGCAGUGUGUGGGGAUGGAGGAAGAUGAGAAAGACUGGCUCGUGGCGUCUUCUGAGGCAGCUCUGGCUGUCGGUGGAGACUACCGCUACAUCAUCGGUCCUACCUGUAAUGGCACCGAAGAGGACGGUGGUAGGCAGGGGGACUCGAUGGAUACCUUGCAGCAAGACGUUAGGGAUGAGGAAUAUGAAGAUGCGUUCAUUAAUGUGUGAUUUUAAAUUUCAACCACCAUGCUGCCUCCCCUGCCCUGUCCUCCUUAACUGACCUUGUGUACAGAUUUCACAGACUGGCAAGUUGGUUGUGGAGGGUUGCUCACUCACUACUGUCCUCCAUUGAAGUUUCUGAAAAUGAAUGGAUGCUCACCAGCAUGACUUAAAGGAGCAGAAUUGGAUUGAAGUUCAUAUCUCUUAACUUUUCUACCCAUUUUUAUUUCCAGUCAUUGUCUUUUUGUACAUUAAACUAUGACUUUACACCAAGACAUACACAAUCAGCCUUACUUUUACAUUGACAAAAAGCAUAGUAUAUUUUAGAUCUUGACUGAUACACAGUUCACUUUUCAAUGGAAAACUCACUGACAGAGGCAUUAUUUAGUCUGUAGAUUUGUACCUUUUGAUGUUUUAGGGACUGAAUUUAUUAAAAUGCUGCCUACAUCCUUAGUGUGCACUGUACUUUAGGUAUUGAACAUUGGUAUUUGCUGCUUUGCAAAUUGACUCCCUUUCAUACCCUAAACUCAAUAUAAUAAGCAGCUCCAGUCCAAAAGCCUCUAUCACACUCGUUCUUAUUUAACAUUAUAAUAUUUUAAUGGGACCACAACUGUUAUAAUCCUUUAAAGCAGUGGUCACCAAUCUGAGUUGACAUCACUUUGAGUCCAAAAGCAAGACGAGAUCUACCGCUCAGAUUUUUUUGUUUUAUGUAACCUUAGACAACAUUAACCUAUUUAAAAACAGUACUGUAGCAAUGAGGUCUGUGCAGUAGGCUUUAGGCAUAUUAUAUUUGCUUCAAUUGCCCUGCCAAUGUUCAACAAUUUUACUGAAUUACAGUUCAUAUAAGGAAAUCAGUCAAUGGAAAAAUGAAUUAUGCCCUAAUCUCUGAUUUCACAUGACUGGGCAAGAACGCAGCCAUGGAUGGGCAUAGGCCUGCUCACUUGGGAGCCAGGCCCACCCACUGGGGAGCCAGGCCCAGUCAAUCAGAAGGGUUUUAUUACAGACAGAAAUACUCCUCAGUGUAUCUGCUGUCCAGGUAGCUGGUCUCCGAUGAUCCCGCAGGUGAAGACGCUGGAAGUGGAGGUCCUGGGCUGGUGUGGUUACACGUGGUCUGCGUUUGUGAGGCCUGGUAACAGCUCUGGUGGACAUUCCUGCAAUCAGCAUGCCAAUUUCACACUACCUCAACUGUGACAGUGUGACAACUGCAGCACAAGGUGCACUUGUGUAAUGAUCAUGCUGUUUAAUCAGCUUCUUGAUAUGCAGCACCUGUUAGGUGGAUGGAUUAUCUUGGUUUAAAGAGAAAUGCUCAAUAACAGGGAUGUAAACAAAUGUGUGCACAAAAUUUGAGAGAAGCUGUGUGCAUAUGGGACAUGUCUGGGAUCUUUUUUUCCGCUCAUGAAACAUGGGACCAACACUUUACAUGUGGUGUUUUUAUUUUUGUUAAGUGUAUAUUUCAAAAUGUGAGGUAGGCUACAUGAUCACACCAGCAAUAGAUCAGUUGUAUUACUUGUAAGGCACAGCUGAGUGAGCAUAUAUUUUAACAAAUAAAAAAAAACUAUUCUGGACUGAUGGUGCCUGCAUCUGAUGGUCAGCGGAGGGAGAGCAGCAGACUGAGAGUCCGCCUCUCAACACCCCCCUUCUCUCCCUUUCUUCCACUGACACUGACCAAAUAGGGACACAGUCUUCCAGCUGAUGGCAAAACUCGAGUCGCACCGCAUCAUUUCUGCCUCAUGCACAAAUUCAUGUUGUUACUCCUAUGAACUAUUUUAAUAGCAUAUAAAAAGUGUUGACAGUGUUGAGUAAGAACUUAAACUCACUCAAAAACAGCUCUUUGCUGUAUUUGCUGACAUUCUCUCUAGUCAUGGUUUAAAAUCUCACAGUAUCAACUUAGCUGUAGGUUAUUUUUUAAAUAUAUAUAUAUUUUAACUUGUGCUCCUUUACUGCAGACAUCUGAGCCAUCAGAUUAGCCAGCGGUAGGCCUAUAUAGCACUUGAUUUGCUCGCUGGGAAAGCAAAGUUAGUACCUUCAGACACAUGAAAUGGUUCAAAAUGGGAACACUUCACCUUCCCGGCGCACAGGGCAGCUGAAUCGCGUGCACCUACCGUCUCACUACUGAAAUAUUAAAUAGGAACACAAGGCUUUAUCGCAGUUUUUUUUUUUACAGAAAUGUUUGGAGAUCGAACAGUCCAUGGCGAUGACUGGUUGGUGACCACUGACUUAAAGGGAUACUUCAGGAUUUUUGCAAUGAGACCUUUUUUAUCUAAACUCAGCAAAAAAAGAAAGUCCCUUUUUCAGGACCCUGUCUUUCAAAGAUAAUUCGUAAAAAUCCAAAUAACUUCACAGAUCUCCAUUGUAAAGGGUUUAAACACUGUUUCUCAUGCUUGUUCAAUGAACCAUAAACAAUUAAUGAACAUGCACCUGUGGAACGGUCGUUAUGACACUAACAGCUUACAAAAGGUAGGCAAUUAAGGUCACAGUUAUGAAAACGUAGGACACUAAAGAGGCCUUUCUACUGACUCUGAAAAACACCAAAAGAAAAAUGCCCGGGGUCUCUGCUCAUCUGCGUGAACGUGUCUUAGGCAUGCUGCAAGGAGGCAUUAGGACUGCAGAUGUGGCCAGGGCAAUAAAUUGCAAUGUCUGUACUGUGAGACUCCUAAGACGGCGCUACAGGGAGACAGGACGGACAGCUGAUCGUCCUCGCAGUGGCAGACCACGUGUAACAACACCUGCACAGGAUCGGUACAUCCGAACAUCACACCUGCGGGACAGGUACAGGAUGACAACAACUGCCCGAGUUACACCAGGAACGCACAAUCCCUCCAUCAGUGCUCAGACUGUCCGCAAUAGGCUGAGCGAGGCUGGACUGAGGGCUUAUAGGCCUGUUGUAAGGCAGGUCCUCAACAGACAUCACCGGCAACAAUGUCUCACCUAUGGGAACAAACUCACCGUCGCUGGACCAGACAGGACUGGCAAAAAGUGCUUUUCACUGACGAGUCGUGGUUUGGUCUCACCAGGGAUGAUGGUCGGAUUCACGUUUAUUGUCGAAGGAAUGAGCGUUACACCGAGGCCUGUACUCUGGAGCGGGAACAAUUUGGAGGUGGAGGGUCCAUCAUGGUCUGGGGCGGUGUGUCACAGCAUCAUCGGACUGAGCGUGUUGUCAUUGCAGGCAAUCUCAACGCUGUGCGUUACAGGGAAGACAUCCUCCUCCCUCAUGUGGUACCCUUCCUGCAGGCUCAUCCUGACAUGACCCUCCAGCAUUACAAUGCCACCAUCCAUACUGCUCGUUCUGUGCGUGAUUUCCUGCAAGACAGGAAUGUCAGUGUUCUGCCAUGGCCAGCGAAGAGCCCGGAUCUCAAUCCCAUUGAGCACUUCUGGGACCUGUUGGAUCGGAGGGUGAGGGUUAGGGCCAUUCUCCCCAGAAAUGUCCGGGAACUUGCAGGUUCCUUGGUGGAAGAGUGGGGUAACAUCUCACAGCAAAAACGGGCAAAUCUGGUGCAGUCCACGAGGAGGAGAUGCACUGCAGUACUUAAUGCAGCUGGUGGCCACACCAGAUACUGACUGUUACUUUUGAUUUUGACCCCCCCUUUGUUCAGGGACACACGAUUCAAUUUCUGUAGGUCACAUGUCUGUGGAACUUGUUCAGUUUGUCGCAGUUGUUGAAUCUUGUUAUGUUCAUACAAAUAUUUACACAUGUUAAGUUUGCUGAAAAUAAACGCAGUUGACAGUGAGAGGACGUUUUCUUUUUUUGCUGAGUUUACUUCCCCAGAGUCCGAUGAAAUCAUGGAUACCAUUUUUAUGUCGGUGCAUGCCGUUUGAAGGAAGUUUCUAACUAGCAUUAGAGCAAUGACUUGAAGUCAAAGGAGAUACCCAUAGACUUCGUCAUUGCGCUAAUGCUAAUUAGCAUUUGCUCACAAAACUGCCUCCAACUUCCUUCAUACUGGACACGGAGACAUAAAGAUGGUAUCAACAACAUUCCUCUGACUCUGGAAAGUAGAUAACGUUGUAUGUAUUCAAGAACUAAUUUUACCAGUGUGAAUAUGGAUAUUAUGAUCUGUUAAGACAUUAGCUUGAAAAAACGGGAGUCUGUCGUUCACUGAUGUUCAAAAUGCUUACAGACACCUUUGAUUUUGUUUAUAGGCUAUGGGAUAUCAAGGAACAUGUUUUAAUAUGUAUAUUUUCUAUGUAGUUUUUGUAUAUUGUUAUAAAAAUAAUUUCCAUAGAUACAACCCAGAUCAUUAAAAACAGAGACUUAUGAAGCUGAUGCUUUGUGAUACUCUGACCAGUCCAUCCUUACCAGCCUGUGCCUAGUUGUUUUGAGGUUUGUACAUAAAGCUACAAUGUAAUUGUCACCUCAAGUGUAAGUAAAUAAAAAGUAUUGGUUGUUUCA